Molecule: messenger RNA, 2235 nt
Organism: Annulohypoxylon truncatum
Lineage: Eukaryota; Fungi; Ascomycota; Sordariomycetes; Xylariales; Hypoxylaceae
Exons: 3
Coding region: 631-1833 (400 amino acids)
Source: RefSeq, a predicted model, not a curated record
GUACAGACUACCUACUAGGUAUGCUUACUACAAGCAUCGGAGGUCGGAAGAUUCUCUGACACCUCGAAAGCUACCUAGAUAAAUGUUAUGUUAGGGAGAUGCCGGGAGAUACCUGAGUAGGUAUACGGUUUCUUGAAAAGGCAAUAGUCCUCUUUCAAGGCAAACCGAACCCUGAAUGGGGGGUAAUGCAGGGGGAGUUCCAGACGUGUGAGCGGGGCACCAACACGUUUUGACGGCGUUUUAAAGCGACGCCUAUAUAGGUAUUCAAACCCUCGGCAAGCCGUUGUCGCCUAGAAUUAGCCAAUAAGGAUCGCGAUAGAUCAAAUACGGACCCUUCAUCUCGGAGAGCUCCAGGUCUGCUCCGGGGUUCAUCAAUGUGCGACUGGGGAAGCAAGAGGUGUCAGCCGCACAAUAUUAAGGCAAGCCGCAGACUACCGACCCGCGGGGCCAGAUGGAUGAUCUACGAGAUUCAAGAUGUGUCUGCUCGCGCGCAAGUUUGCUCGCCCAUCAACUAUUCGCAUGUCCUUACGGUGAUGCUGACGGGCGCGGGGAGUCUGUCUUCGGUCUCAUACCCUAAGCAUAUGAACCUCGGAAGCCUCUUAUAUCUCCACCGUCUAACAUACUUUGCCAAUGUCGCCGGCGACGACGACUGCUAAGCAGCAGACGACCUUUGGCGAGCGCCUUUCCGAACUUACAACAGUCUUCACUCCGCCGUGCCCAAUUACGUGGCUGCUAACGACGACGAAAACGCCAUCUCAGUUUCCGGCGUUUCCUACCACAGGACCCUCCUCAUGCGAUCCCCCCUCUUGGGUCGAUAACAUCUCCCAAAAGGGCUUUGCCUAUUACUCGCCAGCGAUAUGUCCCAGCGGCUUCGACGUAGGCUGCACCGCAAAUGAUGACCGCAUCGGCGAAGGAUUUCCGCCCACGUCGUCGGGGGAAACUGCUAUGUACUGCGUUCCGAGCGGGUUCGCUUGCACGUCGGACACAACCGACUUUCGAGGUGGCAUCUGGGGAUUUUCGGGGAGUGGUCCUUCUGUCACCGUAGGACCAGCCAUACAGAUCCGUUGGAGGGAAGAAGACUUGAGCAGCCUCCAAACAGACCCCUUGGACCCAUUAGAUUCUAGCCGGCCAUUCGACGUGACUAUAGAAUCAUCUGUUUUUAGUAUAACGGAGACCACCCUCCCAACUUCUUCACCACCCGAAAUAACUUCAGUACUAUUCGCCCCCCCAGCAAUCUCAACUGGAACGACUGCAUCGUCUACUAAUUCCCCUAUUACACCUACUGCAAUAGAGCUACCCACAAGCACAUCCCUACUCUCGUCCCCUAGUCAACUGGAUACAGCGGUGCCGAUCCAAACUGGAACCGCAUCUACCACCAGUAGCGAGAAUAAUCCGAUCCCUAGUGCAAACGAAGGCAGUUCUACAAACGUUGCGUCGAGUACAAAUACGGCGGCAAUGGCUUUGUCCGGGAUUCUCAUCGUGAUCAUACUCGGAUUCUUGGCAACGGUAACUUUUCGUCGAUAUCGUCGGUACCGCGCCGGAAAGAUAGAGGCAUUCUUUCCCUUCCAACCUACACUCUGGGCCAAACAAGUCAUGGGUAAAUGGUCCAGCAGGUCAAACCCUCCGCAUCGAAGCCCGGGGGACCUUCCGGCCAAGGUGCCGGAUGCUGAGUUAGGUACUGAUGGGCCGAUACCGGAACUUGGACCGGGGGAUCCGCUGGGCACAAAGGAUAAUCCGGCAGAGCUGGCAGGAAGCGGCGCGAGAAAUAGUUGGAUGUCACAUGUAUCGCGAAUAUUUACGGGGAGGUUGAGGAAGGAAACGUGGUCGGUUUGAAAGCCUUGCGUUUUUCAUCAGUUGCGUAUUCUGCGAGACAGGGCGUACUAUGAUUAGAUGACAGCGUUUGACGGAGGCAAUUCCGGGUUGUUAUAGAAAGAUUUCCAAUCCAUGUAUUCUAAAUAACUACCAACUGCUUAUGUACCUUGGCGGUUAGCUUAAGGUGUUUGAACUUACCAAGGGAAUUUGGAGAGGACGUACCUACUGCUCAGGGCUCUAGAUGGAGAAAGCCCGGAGUAGCCGGCUAAGAAAUCGUUACUGCCCAUCUAUGGUCGAUAUUCCAUUAGAUACGAAGUCAGAAGUCUCACCUUGCGCAAGACGUGGUCUAGCUACGAUGGUACCUGGGUGCCAGGUUAACUGGAUAGAAAAUAAAACUGCUAAAUCUGAGCCAAUAAACAGUCU